CGAGCUGAUGUUUCCAGCAGUGUGGGAGAGCCAGUGGUGGAGAGCAGGCGUGUGCCGCUACCUCGCCGGAGAUAGUGAUACGUCAGUGAAUGGUUUUAUGGAAAUUUAAAGUUAUCAGAUCGGGGCCUUGUGUUGCAAUGGUCAGUAUUGCAGGAUAUAUUGGGGAAUAGUGGCCCCCGAGGAGUGCAGGCGCGCGGUCCCUGUAAGAUGAGAGGCUGGCCACCGGUGUCGGCGCGGGCCCUGCCAGACGCCUCGCCAGGAAAACACGAGUUCUAGGGCGGUGCGGGGCCGUUACCACAGACUGUGCCAGGACCCGGGUGGUGGUGGUAACGCUGCAGCGGGACACGUCAGAGGGCGGAGGCAGGACGCUGAGGACGGCACGGAUAGCGGACACGAACUCAGCAGUUCCUUAGACGAGCAGCUCAGCUCGCCUAAGGACUCUCCGAGGCAGAUCCGCAAAUCAGGUGGGUUGAGGGCCACUGGCGGGCAUAGCACUCGUGGCUAUACCAGUCUGAGUGGCUCGGGCUCCCCCUCGUCACUCAAGAAGUCGCAGGGAUCAGCCAGGAGUAACGGCAGCGGCGGCGCCAUCAAGAAGCGAGUGAGGUUCUCGCAGAGUGUGAGUGUAGUGCGGCCGCCGACCUCACGCCUCACCACCCUCACCAAGCAGAGUCUGGGCGCCAUCGGGGCCCUGGCCAUCAGGGAGCGUUAUGGCGAGGGUAGCGAGUGCUUCUACGCCAGCUUCAGCCCCACGUCCCAUGCACUGAGGCGCCAGAGGCAAGGCGCCGCCGCAGGAGACUACAACCUUGUUCCCGCCAACCCGAGGGGCGCCGCGUGGGCGGCAGACACCGCCGUCGGCAGGAUCACCAGCAGCGUCUCCUGCACCAGCUUCUCCACCGGGGACGCGCCGGUCAGAGUGAAGAUGCUGUCGUACAUGUUACCAGUGGAGGAGAAGGUGAGCUUCAGCGAGGGCGACGCCUCCUCCUUCACCCCCCUCAGCGACGACCGCUCGCCGGUCUCCGAGACGAAGCCUCUUCUGGGCGACGACAAGUCCGACAAGCUGGCCUCCAUGGGUGACCCGGUGCACCUGGAGUCUCCCUCCACCGAGGAGGCCAAGCUCAUCAUGGAGGAGAAGGAGAAGGAGAAGCCUCAAGACCCGGACAUGGAGAUGGUAGAUCUGAAGGGAGCCGGAAGUGACGACAGGAGCCCGGCUGCCAGCGACGACAAGUCAGUCUUUAGCGAGACUCUGGCCUCGCCGGGCUCAGACGACCGCUCCAUCAUCAAGACUUCAGCCUCCGCUAAACCAAGUCUUAAAAGAGUGUCGUUUGGGUCGAGCAAGGGGUCGAUGGUGGAGACUCUGAUCUACGACUCCCCGGUGGCCGAGGAGGAGAGAAUACCUGAGGAGGACGACCCCCCCUUCAGAGAUCCUGUCUCCCAGAAGUUUGGUUCGGACAGUGGACGCGACAACCCCUUCCGACCUGAUGGUGACAUCUCUCGUGAGGCUGACGAGAUUGUACAGCUCAUCAAAUCCGGCCGGCCUCUUCAGGGACAACCAGGUCAACGGCCUGGUGACCUUACAGACUCCAUAGAUGGCAUUCCAUCAUCUCCAACUGACAAGGAUGCUGUUGCAGAGCCCCUUGUCUCCCAAAAAGAUGCCUCCCCUCAGCAACAACAGCAUUUGCCUCAGCAGCAACAUCACCAUCAUGAGCAGCAGCAGCCAACACCAGUAGCAGUGCCAUCAAAGCCAGUGACAGAUACCACACCAUCGUCUCCAGGAAAGGCAGGUGCUAAUGGAUCAGCAGCACCAGAGAACUCGACGCCAGGCACAGUUGAAGUUACACAUGCCACAGUUACCCCCACAGACGCUGCCCAUGUUGAACACGUUGUUAUUAAGAAGAAAAGCAAGUGUAACUGCUGCGUGAUCCAAUAGUGGGUGUGGGCAUGUUUACUUUGAGUCGGUGUGAAUAGGGUGAGGGCAUGAGGACUGAUCACCCUAGCAGUAAGACUAAGACACGCAAGGAGUAAUCCUGGGGCUAGAGGGGGUGCAAGUGCGAUGUUGCUUGACUUAACAUGUGCUUUGUCUUUUCUACUGUGUGCACAAUCCACCAUGACUCUUAUUAAAGUGUUCCAAAGACUGAAGAAAAUAUAUUUUAUGUAUCUUAAUAAUUUCAUAUAUAGUUUUUUGCUAGGUGAACAAAAUGGUUAUUUCUCUGCUUAAAUUACCUUCAUUUGAUCACUGAAACACACACUACAUUACUAGUUGGCCAGAUUAUAAUUUCUUUGCUCAUGCGAGUGCCUACACAACCAGCUGGCAUCAGAAACUCGUAUGUUGCAGGGGGCUCUUCAGGUACUCAUACUGAGCCAAGAGUCCCCAAAGUGUCUAGGGCCUCACCAGAUACUCAUUAAGUAUCUAGAGAACGACUAGGCAUUCACAUGGGACAUAGGGAUAACCUGACAAGUAGUCAGUGAGGUCCAUCAAGCACUCGUGUGGUGUAGUGCCUUGGCCUCUAGGCACUCAUCCAGUGUCUUGGGCAUGGCCGACAUUUCUUUAGUGUUUAAAACUGACAGUACACCUACUCAAGUGCCUCAGUUUCAGAAGAGACUCGCACAGUGUGUGUAAGCUGUUAAACACUGAAGCAUAGUCUUGGACUUGACAAGCACUUAUUAAGUGUCUGGAUGUAGUAUGAAGUGUGGUGGAAGAGGCUUCUCUAGGGAGCAAAUCCCUAGUUGAAGAAAUAAACUCCUUCUAUAGAAGGAUUGUAACUCUUUUAAUCUCUUCAAAUAAACUGAUCAAAUUUUUGUGAAUGUAAAUAUUCUUCAUUGCCGAAGUGGAUAAUCUAUAGUGUUAAAAAUGUAGAAGACUGUAUUGGGAAGGGUCAUUCUGCUUGAGGUUGUAGAAUUUUAUAAAUAAUGUCUGGAGAGACUAUAAGUUGGAUGCCGUAGGUUCCUAUAUGAUGAUGAGGUAUUAUCCUCAAUGUUGUAAGAUUUUUAUUAAAAGGUUGUACUACUUGAGUGUGCAAGAUUAUAUCUGGAGCUAUAAGGAGUGUGGUGUGGCUAAAGUGGUGGCAGUUGCGAGCAAGGUAGAUAGGGAUAACCAUGGUGCUAGGGGCAGUGGGCUAGCCACAUUCUCACAGCUGCUUCACCACUACCCAUGUCACCCUUCAGCAGGAACAAGAUGUGACCACGGGCCAUUGUAAUGACAGCUUUCUUGGAUGAACGGUUAGGUAAUCUUCACUCUAUCAAAUAAAUUAUCUAAAUUAUAUUGUAAGGAGAAAUUAUCCAUUACAACCACAUGUAAUCUUAGUGGUGGCAUCUGAUCAGAAAAAUUUGAAUGAAUGCAAAUUUCUUCCAUAAAGUUUACACUGUAGCACUAAAGUUCAACCACUCUUAUCUGAGUUUAAUCCAUUUUGGUAGAAACUUAAAUUUUCUGGCGGUAAUGACAUAGGAGACUCAAAUAUCAUAAUUGGUUAGGAUAUGCAAUGGAGAGACAGGUACCGUUCGUGAUCAGGUUUAAUAUGCACAUGUCAGGUGGUGGUAAGCAUUGCGUUCCAGAUAAAGUGUGUACAACCCCCAGAAUCUGUACACAGUUUGAAUUGUCUUUUGUGGUGCAAGAACCCAUGGCCUGUAUGAUGAAUGAGAGUUAUUUCAUGCUUGUGAUAUGGUUACCUUAUAUUUUUUGUUUGGAUUUCUUUAGAUAUGAAAUUAGAAAUGUCACACAUUGAUCUCCUUCAUUAAUAUUUUUUAAUUUUAUCUGUACUUGCAAGUUAUAUAUUUCAGUAUGAUACUGCAUUAUCAUCAUAACUACUGAUACAAUGUUUAAAGAAUACCAGUAUUUGGCAAGAAAUAUGUCUUUACCCCUAGUUAGUUUUGUUGAAUUGUUUCAACCCAUGUAUAUUUUAUCCGUAAAAAUUUAAACAUUUUGCAACAAUGGCUCGUUUAUUCUUAAUUUUGUUCUCAACAAUAACUCAGUCUGGUUACAAUAAAACUAAUGUCCUCAAACACUAACAUCAUAUACUGUUUCACUUUCUCAGACUAAUAUUUGUUAUUAGUCCAUAUCUUUAAUACAGUAUAUAUUUGUGAGUUUGUAAAGUCAACAAGUCUAGAAUGACGAGUGAAUAUAGAUUGACACGUUAAGACAGUAAUCUUGAGUCACUUGUGGUCUUUUAAAACGUUGAAAUGUUCACACUGACAGGUGUUGUAUAGCAUUUUACAGCCCCCAAGGUACUUGCGUAGACAGUAUUAGUAACUCUUAAUACAGUAUCUCUCCAGUACUACCAAGUGAACAUCAAACCUAAUGUAUGCACUGACAUUGCACUAUUUAGAAUUUUUUAUUAGCUCAAUAUUUAUGACAUUCUGAAUUUUUAUCCAUUUUAUUGAAUAUUUAAAAUUUUUAAUAUAAAACAAAUAUUACACAAAUAUUUUUGUCAUUAAUACAUUGUAGUGGCACUGUUUGAAGAUAGGUUGUUAUAUAUUAUUUUAUUUAUUUCUAUUUUUAGCAGGAUAAUUACAUUGAUGUUCCUGACAUUAAUUACAGGCUAAGAAAGAAAGAGAAUGAUGUGUACAUAGUUUACUGAUAGAGGUUCAUAUGUAAAUUUUACAUAAAUUCAUCAUUGUAAAAAGCAUAUAGGAGUAAAGUGCUUAGUUUCCUUUUUAGAUUCAUUUAUUAUAAUGUAAUUGGAUGAUUUUUCUCAGAGGUAAGAUACUGAGAAACUUAUGGAAGAACAUCUUCAUCAGCUAACAAAUUGUUAAAAGAUAAUGAAUGAUAACUAGCUGCCUUCAAAAGGGACUCAAGCUGCAUGGUGAAUUUCUAUGAAGAUUAUAUCUAAUAUGAUUACAAUGUAGAACUAUGUUUCAACACUCCUGUCUUACUGUGAGAACUUAUCUUGUGAUGCCGAUAAAUCUCUCCUCCAAAGACACAGGUGUUACUUGUAGGGUUAUUUAGACAUCUUCAGAAUGAUCACUUGAAGAAAUUAUUUAGAAAUGCUAACAAUAAUAUACACUAUAAAUACCAAAUGAGCUGUGAAUAUAUUAAAACUACUGAUUGACUGGCACACAAACUCUUCAUUGUGUUUUUAUUAAUGAAAUCUGUCAAAUGCACAUUAGAAAUAUGGUACGUUUUAUUUUUUUCGUCAUUUCAUGGUUCGUGUGCAAGAAGUGCAUCAACAUAUUGUAUGUUACUGUUAUGCAGAAAUAAUAACUGCCAAUAUAUCAAAACAUCUCCUACUACUGAAGGAGGUUAUGUAAAAUGUAAUCUACAUAAAAAUAUCUCUUUAUCACAUAUGAUUACAGAUAGGAAUGAGUCUGCACACCUUAUACUUGUGGCUUCAUUGUAUAUUGCCAAAAAAAAUCUAGAUAUCAAACAACCAAGUACAUAUGGACGUUCCAGUCAAGCUAUGUGUUCUCAAUCUCAGCCCUAUAACUUUGAAGGUGCCCAAGGUAUAGCACUUUAUGAUCUGCUACACCUGGAACAUCCUUAUGCACGGUGAUACAUCCUGUUAGAAGCUUCUCCAUAGUAAUCUACUGAAUUUUCUCUGGCCUGUCUGCUUGUGAGUCGCAGGUGGAGGAAAAUAAAAACAUUGAUCUUAAUGGGGGCAAUGGAGGUAUCUCUCCAUUUCAUUGUAAAACAAAACUAUUAUUGCUUAGGGGGGUGUGCAUGAAAUAAUGAAACCAUAUGGUAAUGCUUUUGUCAUCACUUAAGACUGUCAGGGGACUAAUGCUUAGAAGUGUAUGAUACUAAACAGGGAAUUAACACUGUGGCAUGUGAUGUUGGGGGGAGGAGGGCUACAAGUUGACAGGUCAAAAUGAGUCAUACCACCUGCAUAUGGCAUUUUGUCGAUCAUUCAUUAAGGUAGAGGUAAUUACAUGUAUUUGUACCAAAAUCAUUGUGAAAUAUAUAAAUAAUUGCAUAAAUAAAGUGUUUGUUUUCCAGA
Messenger RNA from Procambarus clarkii (red swamp crayfish), 5927 nucleotides. The record is from RefSeq and is a predicted model, not a curated record. NCBI's taxonomy places the organism in Eukaryota, Metazoa, Arthropoda, Malacostraca, Decapoda, Cambaridae.